Molecule: messenger RNA, 1628 nt
Organism: Arachis duranensis
Lineage: Eukaryota; Viridiplantae; Streptophyta; Magnoliopsida; Fabales; Fabaceae
Exons: 1
Coding region: 77-1195 (372 amino acids)
Biological process (GO): chloroplast organization; regulation of DNA-templated transcription
Cellular component (GO): chloroplast
Molecular function (GO): double-stranded DNA binding
Source: RefSeq, a predicted model, not a curated record
GUAAAGAGACUUGCUAUUUAAUUGUUUUCUGCACUGCUGAAUCUCGAAAAUACUCUCCGGAUUUCAAGAAUCUCAAAUGCUUCGGUUGUUUUCAUCUGGGUCUUAUCUGUUUGAGUCAUUUUCAAAUCCCCCAUUUAUAAAAGCAUUGCAAGUUUUUACGCAUGCCACAUAUUCGACCAUUUGCCUAGCCCAACCUAAAGCUGAAAAGGAGGAUCCUGUAGAGAAACCAAAUAAUGCUACUGAGGUUUUAAGUAAAUGGGGUUGUAGUGAUGGUGAAUUGAUGAGAAUAUUCACCCGUUGCCCAGCUUUGCGCAAUGCUGAUGCUACCAAAAUCCAAUCAAAACUUGAUCUUCUGAGUGCUUUUGGAAUAGGGGCAUCUGAUCUUGUUAAGAUAGUCAAUUGCAGGCCCCGGUUUUUCCAGUCUCGGAUUAACCAAUCUUUCAACGAGAGGCUUGCCUAUUUCUUGUCAUUGUUCGAGACGAAGGAUUUGCUUACCAAAGCCAUUGUGAGAAACCCUUCACUUUUGGUCUAUGAUGGUAGAGUUGACAUUGAAGCUACCUUUGCACUGUAUGAGGAGUUAGGUAUUAAGAAAAGGGACUUGAUUCAGAUGAUCCUAUUGCGUCCCACGAUCAUUUCAAGGACAUCGUUCAACGAUGAUAAGAUGGAAUACAUACGCAGUAUAGGGCUUUCCAAGGAUUCAAAGAUGUAUAAGUAUGUGGUAACACUAAUAGGUGUGUCACGUGUGGAAACAAUUCGUGAUAAGGUUGCGAAUUUGGAGAAAUUCGGUUUGUCUGAGGAUGAGGUCUUUUGGCUUCUUGGGAAGUCCCCUCAUAUUUUGACAUUGUCAACUGACAAGGUUCAGAGGAACAUGACUUUCAUUCUGGCCACAAUGAAGCUCGAUGUCAAGGCAAUCUUAAGAUGCCCAUUGCUAUUGUGUAUUAAUAUUGAUACGGUUUUGAAGCCAAGAGUGCUUCUAGCAAUGAAGGUACAUGAGAUUGAUGGUGAGCAGAAAAUCAGGAGACCUCCGAUUCUUAGGGCACUCAGGAUGACAGAAGAGAAGUUUGUGAAUUUGUUUAUCAAAUGCCAUCAGGAGGAAGUUGCCAAUGAGUUAAUGGAAUUCUAUAGAAGAACAAAAAAUGUUAAGAGAUUAGCUGAGUCAUCAAAGAAGAGCGUUCGAAAAGGAUUUCCUUUCUGAAUUGAUUUAAUUUGGUUUCAAAAGUUUCUGAGCUGAUAUAUAUCCUUUUUCUGGUUCAUCGAGUUGGUUGAGAUUUUGUCCGUUAUUUGGUGUAGAUUCAUAUUUCUGCCUGUGUCUUAGAUUCUACUGACUAUAUUUCAUAUUUAGUACAGUUCUGUGAUAAACUCAAGCUGCAAAGCUUUGAACAGUAUUUGAAUAGAUGUAUUUCAAAGAGGUGUGUUAGAGUUACUAAAGGCAUUAUCCAAAAUGAGUCCGUGAUCGAAGUGUGCGAGUCUUGUUGCUCCUCGGCAUAAGAUCAAUUGGCUUGUUGGCUUAUCUAUGCUUGCGAAAGUGCCCUUUCAGCAGAUGGAGGCUGUCACACCUCAGCCUUGUCCUAACAAUCUGCACAUGGUUAGUAUAAACUAUAAACCUGUUGUUUAGUUUUCAUACAAAA